Messenger RNA from Colletotrichum orchidophilum, 1833 nucleotides. RefSeq lists its product as uncharacterized. NCBI's taxonomy places the organism in Eukaryota, Fungi, Ascomycota, Sordariomycetes, Glomerellales, Glomerellaceae. The transcript has a single exon. The record is from RefSeq and is a predicted model, not a curated record. Bases 1 to 1833 code for a protein of 610 amino acids.
AUGCUCGCCUCCGACUCUUUUCUGCCAUCGGCCUUUACCGACCACGAUCCCAACAUGCCGCCCUCUGCUGUCAUCUCUCCACUGUCCCUCAAUCGAAUGGCAAGCUCUUGUUACUUCGACAACAGAUCGACAACGAGUACCAAUGGCAACUCUCUUUACUCUCACCAAUCAUCCGGCGCUGUGCGCUAUCCGCCUCAAACGCAAAGCUUUCUUUCACCCAAUUUACCACCUUACGGCAUGAACGGCAUCAACGGGAUCAGCGAGACGAUUUCCAGCGAUCAAGGACCAAAAGCCGUUUCGCCGACCCAUUUCGAGCUAUUCAACGGCCACAACCCAUCCGCAUUUGCGUCGACGGCCAGAGUGGCUCCGAACGGCAUGCCUCACCCAAGAUCAGUCUCCGCCGAUGCAGCCUCAGCUCCUGCGUCUGCACAAAUCAUUCGGCGGCUCGCCCAGCAAAAUGCGCGGAUUCGGGAGGCCUGGGAAGCCGAGCGCAAGUACAUGGAAGCAAACCGUGAACGUGUCGAGGAAGUCUACAAGGAGGAGCGCAUGAUUAUGGAAGACGAGCGUCUUGCAUGGGAGGCCGAGAAGAACAACAUGACGGAGCAGAUCCGCCGCCUCAAAGAGCAAGUUGCAGUGGUCGACAACGACAAGAUUCGGCUGCAAGGUGCGCUGCAAAGAGCCGAGCUAGAGAAGGCGGGCAAAGUCGCUGGCGUCACUGUUGCACUUCCAGGAACAGGAACGCGAGGUGGGGCCGACGGCUCCACUGAACUUUCUUUCUCAGGAUUCUCCCCCUCGAACGGCAUUGGAGAGCGGAGGCCAACUAAUGGCUCUGCCUCAGCCUCCGUUUCGCCAGCCCAGAUCCGACCUCACUUUAUUAGUCCUGGCAGUUCCCGGAUUUCUCCCUACAGGCAACUAGAGUCUUCGCCAUUCAUCCCACUCAACCCCAACAUGCAGCCUACAACCGCCGAUCCCGUCGACUUCCUCGGCUCCCCAAGGGACGAGGAGCCCGUCCCCAUCGUCGACAUUCAAAUCAUCAACCCUAAGCUCGAGGGUGUCCCGCUCAAGGCACCCGCCAUUCAGAAGAGCACUUUUAUCGACUCUGGCAUGACCCCCCCGGAAAACUCGAAGUGCUCUUCCAGGGCCGUUUCCCCGCCGACAGAGUCUGGGAAGUCUAGACGCAGUCCGACUCAGGAACACACUCUCGAGGUACUCGCCGCUCCCGAACCGGCCAGACUCGUCAUGCACGCCGGCCAUACCCCCAGCCAUUCUCUCUCCGUUCUGGGAACAGCUCCUGGCACAGAAGUCGCGACAGUCGCCGACGGUAGUGGAGGGUCUACGCCGACCCUGGCUCCGACCGACAUGAGCUCGAAUCCGGCAACGCUGUAUGAUGUAAGGGCCAGAGGGGACUCAUCCGAUCUUCUGGAAGACGCUCACGGCGGUAUCGAUGAGCCCCUACCUACAUUGGAGGCGGCAGACGACGUUGGUUUGAAAGGCCCCCUGAUGGUUCGUAACAUCCCUGCUCAUGACGAAAUCUUCUUCAAGCGUUUGUCCGAAAAGCUCGAAGACGUGAGCAGCGGCGCCGACGCCGUCCCAACCUGCAUGAAGGUGCCAACCCCAGAACUUGUCGAAGAGCCUUUGGCGGCGAAAGAGAACCUGUACGCAGCGAAGAUGGAUGCAGAUGCCGCUAGCGACAAGGGCUCAAUCAGCGAUAGGGCCUCUUCCGCCGACAGAGACGACAUGUCUGAGUCUCAGAGAAAGCUCGAGGAAAUCGAUGUUCCUCUCAAACUCAAGCAGAGCACCAACUUUGGAGCCCCCUUGGGCGCCAUGUUCUAA